This is a messenger RNA of Fonticula alba, 4110 nucleotides long. RefSeq lists its product as hypothetical. Bases 1 to 4110 code for a protein of 1369 amino acids. Gene Ontology annotation, biological process: ubiquitin-dependent protein catabolic process; protein polyubiquitination. Gene Ontology annotation, molecular function: ubiquitin protein ligase activity. NCBI's taxonomy places the organism in Eukaryota, Rotosphaerida, Fonticulaceae. The record is from RefSeq and is a predicted model, not a curated record. The transcript is spliced from 7 exons.
AUGACCGAUUUCCCCCGGACCCCCCGGCAGCGCUUCUUCCGCGCGCACCAGCAAACGCACAGCUCGGCCUCGGCGGGCGCCGCUGCCGCGGCUACGGCGUGGGCCCUGCCCGCCGGCCAGGCGGCCAUGCGCCUGGAGCUGAGCCAACUCGCCGCCCUGCUGACUCGGGCGGAAUUGGCCACACACCGGGACCGAGCUGGCGCUCGGCUUGGCCGGCUUUCCGCCCGGCUGCCGGGGGACCUCACCUGCUUGGCACCCACUGAGCAGCUGGCGAUCGGCGCGCUGCUGGGCCGGCUGGCUGGCCGGGUGCUGGAUGCCCUGGCUCGGACAGACUGCCCGGACUUCGCCCGGGCGUGUGCCGAUGCCCUGGGCGCGCUCUGCCGGCCGGUGGCCAUGUCGCCCGCCGGCCCGGUGGCCGAUGCCUGGGCUGCCUCCUUCCUGCUGGGCGUUCCGCGGGGCGUGGCCGAGACCUGCCCGGGCGCCUGGCCAGCGGUGGCCGGCAGCUGUCCGGCGAGCCCCGCCACUCGCGACACCAGCCUGCCCGGGCCGGCGGCCAUCGCCAGCCACCCUCUCAACCCGUACCUUUUCCCGACGGCCGGAGGCAUGUCGGGCCCCGGCACCCAGGCAGGCCGGCGCCUGCCGGCCGGCCUGGCCGGCUGCCGGCCCGCCCUGCUGGCCUUGCUGAAUGUCUUCCUGAAGGAUGAGCACCUCCUGCUGGAGGGCCCGCUGCAGGGGCUGCUGCCGGCGCUCGGGGGCCUGGCCCGGCGGCCGAGCCCGGUGGCCGGGCACCUGCGCGCCCGCCUGGCCGAGCUGGCCUGCCGGGUGGCGGUCCACGCGUCGGCCGAGGCCGCCGGGCGGCUGCUGGCCGCGCUCGGGCCGAUGAGCGCCCCGGUUGCGGGGCCGCUGCGCGAUGGGGCCCUCACGCUGGCGGGCCCCGAGGCCGGACACGGGGCCGCGGCCCUCGCGCGGCUGGUCCAAUUCCUGGGCACCCAGCCGGCCGUCGGGGCAGCCCUCCUGCCGGCGGUCUGUGCCCUGCUGGAGCGCGUGGAACUGCCCGACGGCCUGCGCACCCUGGAUGUCGUCGAAUCGCUCGGCCACAUCCGGUGGAUGGCCUCCGGCGCGCCUGCCGACGCGCUUCUCGGCAUCCUCGGGUCCUUGCUGCCGGCGACCAUGAACCUGGCCGUCGGGACCUUCGCGCAUGUGGCCCUGUCGCCGGCGGCCGACCUGACCCCCGAUCAGGUCUCCCAGAAUACCCUGCGCCUGGGGAUGCACAAGGGCCUGCGCCUGGCGGCCGGGCUGGGCCAGGGGCUUCUCGGCCUGGCCGGGCAGGGCCCCCCCUCGGACGCCGGGCCCGCGGUGGCCUGCUUCCGCCGGGCCCUUGCCCUGGUGCAGCAGCUGGCCGGGCCCGGGGCCCUGGCCGGCGAGGAGGCGCGCGCGGCCCUCGGCGCGCUGGCCAUCCUCCAGGCGGUCCUCUCGGCCGGGGCCCUGACCGCGGGGUCGCUCUUUCCCCCGCGUGCCGCCUCGCCGGACCACCCGGCCCAGCGGACCUUCCAUGAGGCCCUCCUGGCGUUCCAUGGCUCGGCCAGCCCGCCGGGCGCCUGGUUUGCCUCGGCCGAGGAGGCCGAAGCUUUGCAAUGCAACCUGGUGCGCCUCCUGUCCAUGGCCGGCGGACUGGGUGUCGGCCGGCUGGCGCACCUCCUGCGCCCGGUGGCCCUGCGCCAUGUGGUCCUCUGUGUGGCGUCGCAGCUCCAGGCGGCGGCCGGGGCCCGGUCCCCCCCGGGGCCCGGCCACGCGUCGGCCUACCUUCGGCCGCGGCUCUGGCUGUGCCCUGCCUUCGACAACCCGAGCGCCGUGCUCUUCCGGGUGGACAGCUCCUCGCCCAUUGCCCUCGGGGCCAACAUGGAUGCGCGCCUGGUCACCGAGCUCGGCGUGGCCCUGAGUGCCGAGCGCCUGGACACAUCGCCCCUGCGCCCGGGCCCCGGGGCUGCGGACCACCCGCCGGGGCCCUUCACCGAGUGGUCGGCCUCCGACCACACCCAGCGCACCGACGAGGAUGUCUUCCUCACCCGGCAGGAUGCCCUGUCCUCGGCGUCGCAGCUCCUCAUGGGCGCCUUCCGGCCGACGCCGGGCAUGAGCUCCGGCGCCUCUGCCAAGCCGGCCGCCACAUUGGCCUUCUUUUGCGGCCUCUCCCUGCUGGCGGCCAAGGACCUUCACCCGGUGGUCGAAGCGUUGGCGAUCGCCCCCUUCACCAUUCCGCUGGCCCAGCGCAUCCGGCUGCUGCGCAUGCUGCUGAUCGCCGAGCACCCAACCCCCUUGACUUCGGAAAACAUCCAAGUCACCGUGCGCCGAGAUCACAUCAUCGCCGAUGGCUUGGCCCAGUUCCAGAAGGAGAUCGGCGAGGUGGCUGCCGGGCGCCGGGGGCUCAAUGCCGAUGGCCUGCCCGGCGGCUUCACCCCCUUCUCCAGUGCGAUUGCCCACUUCUUCAACUCCAUCGGCCUGUCGUCGAUGCCGGACUUUGCUGGGGCCGGGGCCGGGCCCGGCAUGGGUGGCGGCGGCGGCGGCGGCGGCGGCGGCGGCGGCGGCGGCGGCCGGCUCUCCUCCAGCCUCUGGAACUCCCUGCGCUUCAGCCUGCUGAAUGAGCAUGGCAUCCGUGAGGAUGGCCUCGACGGAGGUGGCAUCACCAACGAGUUCCUUUCGCUAUCCUUCGACAAGAUCCUCGAAGAGACCUUCGGUCUGUUUGUGGCCGGCGAGUCGGCCAACCCCGGCGCCCCGGCCCCGGACUGCUCGUACUAUCCGAAUGCCUCGACCUCGCUCAUGGUGGAUGCCAUCGUGGCACGCGGCAAUGGCCGGUCGGCCAUCGCCCAGAAUGCCGCCCGCUAUCUCCGGCAUUUGGGGCGCAUCAUCGGGCUGGGCUUGCUGAAUGACGUCCCCCUGUCCCGGGGAGCCCAGCUCCCGGGGUUCCUCCUUCAGCGGAUUCUCUCCUUCAAGCAGCAAACGUGGUCCUACUCGGAGCCCUGCUUCGACCACCUGUACUUCAUCCUCGGGUCUGGCGACUUCCGCGUGGGCCCCGCCGACCUGCUGGAUGCCUUCCUCCAUGAGGGCGGGGGCCGGCUGUCUGGCAUCCUGCCCCGGCGGGCCGAGCUGGCGCUGCACCUCCUGGCCGAGGUGGACCCCCCCCUGGCCCAGAGCAUGGCCAUGCUCCUGCGCGAAUCCCUCGCCCACACCAAUGCCACGGGUGAUGUGCCGAUGGCCGACCCGGCGGAGGCCCCCGGCUCGGAUGCCCUCGGCCUGAGCUUCAGUCUGACCAUCACCCCGGAGCUCCAGGUGUCCCUGGUCAAGCCGCGCCUGCUGAACCCGGAUGCCACGGCCGAUGGAAGCCCCGGACCCGUGGACAGCGACAGCGCCUCCUCGCUGGCCAGCAACCAUGGCCAGCGCUAUGCCAACAUGCUGGGCGACGGCGCCGGCGGGGAAUCCGGCCCCCAGCCGAACCUCGAGCUGCCGGCCGUCGGCGCCGGGCUCAAGUCGCGACUGAUCUUCGCGGUGCUGCUGAGCUACUGCAAGCUUGACCGGCUGGUGUCCGGCGCGGUGGAUUGCAUCCGGUCCGGCGUGCUGGAUGUCCUGGGCGGCACGUGCCAGCUCCUGGAGAUGGAACACGUCCAGGGCGACACGGUCAACAUGGCUGCCCUCAUGGAAGAGGGGUCCCUCCGGUGGAUGAACAUGUUCAGCCCGGACGAGCUCACCAUCCUUGUUCUCGGAUCGCCGGUCAUCGACCUGGAGGACCUGCGCCACCACACCACCUACCAGCAUGAUGCCCUGCGCGAGCAUCCAGCCGUGGCGGCCUUCUGGCAAGUCCUGGCCAAGGACUUCUCGGAGGUCGAACGGCGCCAGCUCAUUCGCUUUGCCACCGGGUCCUCCCGGGCCCCGGCCGGUGGCUGGCAGUCGCUCCACCCAAAGUUCUGCAUCCAACUGAUGGACUCGCAGGAUGCCGACCACAUGCCGACGGUUUCCUCCUGCCUGCACCUUCUCCGCCUGCCGCCACUCAGCGACCCGGCUCGCAUGGCUCAGGUCCUGCGCCGGGCCAUCGUCGAGACCGGGUUCGAUGUGCAGUGA